Uranotaenia lowii is the source of this 903-nucleotide messenger RNA. RefSeq lists its product as uncharacterized. Gene Ontology annotation, biological process: DNA integration. NCBI's taxonomy places the organism in Eukaryota, Metazoa, Arthropoda, Insecta, Diptera, Culicidae. Bases 1 to 903 code for a protein of 300 amino acids. The record is from RefSeq and is a predicted model, not a curated record. Gene Ontology annotation, molecular function: nucleic acid binding. The transcript has a single exon.
AUGUACGUCGCGGUAUUCGUUUGCCUUUCGGUUAAGGCAGUCCAUUUCGAAGUCGUUCCGAACCUAACGUCGUCUGCGUGUAUAAAUGCGAUCAAACGGUUCGUGGGUCGCCGCGGUCGGUUACUCGAAUUGCAUUGCGACAAUGCAACCACCUUCGUCGGCGCUAACACCGAAAUAAAGGCAAUUCGUCAGCAGUACUUGCAGCAGUUCCGCACGAAUCAAUGGGACAACUAUUGUCGUGAUUCGGGCAUCUCGUUCCACUUCAUUCCGGCUAGAUCCCCACAUUUUGGUGGACUGUGGGAGGCGGGGGUGAAGUCAUUCAAAUACCAUUUCUGUCGCAUAUUCGGAGGACGAUCGUACACCUACGAUGAGUUCUCGACAGCUGUAGGUCAAAUAGAAGGUACCCUCAACUCUCGGCCUCUCAUCCCCCUCACAGACCACCCCGACGACCUUGAAGUGAUGACGCCAGGACAUUUCAUCAUUGGGGAACCAUUGUUCUCAAUCCCCGAGCCCGAAAUAGCAGAACCGGUGAAAAGGCUGACUAGGCUACAAGAAACACGUCGAUUCCAACAACAACUCUGGAAGCGCUGGUCCAGAGAUUACGUUAGCCAACUUCAACAGCGAUCCAAAUGGCGACAGGCGGUCAAAAAUGUCGACGUGGGAAAUCUCGUCCUACUGCGGCAUGACAAUCUACCCACGUAUCAUUGGAACCUCGGCCGAGUGGACGAAACGAUCAAAGGCGAAGAUGGGCUGGUGCGCGUAGUGCUGGUCCGAACUGCGCGUGGUGUGUUCCGCCGAGCUGUUACCAAAAUCUGCGUGCUGCCGGUCGAUACUGCUGACGGUGACGACAUCGAUGCUGACGAAGCUGGAGACCUAGGAGGUGCUGCUGUUCAAGAAGGUUGA